Messenger RNA from Myxocyprinus asiaticus (Chinese sucker), 1206 nucleotides. It is a transcript of the gene fgf23, whose product is annotated as fibroblast growth factor 23. The record is from RefSeq and is a predicted model, not a curated record. Lineage: Eukaryota; Metazoa; Chordata; Actinopteri; Cypriniformes; Catostomidae. Gene Ontology annotation, molecular function: growth factor activity; type 1 fibroblast growth factor receptor binding. The transcript is spliced from 3 exons. Gene Ontology annotation, cellular component: cytoplasm. Bases 326 to 1186 code for a protein of 286 amino acids. Gene Ontology annotation, biological process: positive regulation of cell population proliferation; animal organ morphogenesis; regulation of cell migration.
UUAGAACGAAAGCGACAAAUGAGCAUGCCAACAAGUUCCUUAAUAAGGGAUUAUCCUAAAUAUAAAAUUGAAAAAAAUAAAAUAAAAAAAAACAUUAAAUAAUGAACCUAAAGUGGUCUUUCUAUUCCAAGUUGUGUGAAAGAAGACACUGUAAGAAGCCUGGAGUCUGGACACAUAAAAAGUCACAUUUAUGCAAAAUUGACAGUACCAAUUAUGGUUUACCGGUCAAUUACCUUCAUAACAAAUAGAAGGUGGACACUCACAUCAUCUGGCUCCGGGGGCGAGUCAGUGUUGCGUAAAGGAUGGCAGCGAGGAGUGGCGCAGGAUGAGUUUAAAUAGCUGCGCGCACAAACUUUACCACAACACAACUUCUUCAUUUUUCCAAACUGAUUUUAUGCGCGCUGUGAAGAUGCGUUGCGCACUUUCCAACCUGCAAAGGCUGCACUCCUCCCUUUUUGUGCUGUGGCUCACUGCCCUCCAGGGAUUCAGUCCGGCAGAUGCUGCUCCCAAUCCUUCUCCCCUUCUGGGCUCCAACUGGGGGAACCCGCGGAGAUUCAUCCACCUUCAGACCACUUCAGACUUGAACAACUUCUACUUGGAGAUCAGCCCGAAUGGACAUGUGCGCAAAACUACAAACCGAGGAUCCUACAGUGUAAUUUUAUUGAAAGCAGAGAGCAGAGAUUGUCUUGCAAUAUUUGGGGUCAAAAGUAACCGAUUUUUGUGUAUGGACGCAGGAGGGACUCUUUUCACAUCUACGGUCUGUAAUAAGGCAGACUGUCUUUUUCAUCACAAACUUUUGGAAAACCAUCACGACGUGUACUACUCCACCAAGAAUGGCGUACUGUUGAACCUGGAUGGGGCAAAACAGGUGUUUACAGCCGGCGAAAAUCUCCCUCAGUCGUCUCUAUUUUUAUCAGAAAAGAACACGGUUCCACUGGAGCGCCUUCAGCACCGGGAGAGGAGAAACCGGCAGGUGAAUCCAUCAGACCCGCUGAAUGCGCUCCGGUACGGAGAAGCGUCCGACUCGAGAGCGGCUCAAGAGGACGAUGGAGACUUUGACUUCGAGCCAUCAGAGCGUCGCAACAUCUCCAGAGAAACUCUCGUUUCUCCUUCCGACGAUGACCCUUGGGAUCUUCUUCAUGAAACGAGCCCCAGCAGCCCUCGGAUCUCAGGAAAUGUUGGAUAAAGUUAAUCAUCCUCCAUGGA